GUGGAUUUUAAAUGGAAUGGCCCUAAAGGCAGCCAUGUUUGCCUUUGUUUGUUGAGAUUGAGCGCCCUGGUGACCCGUAAUUAUGUUUGGGCGUCGCAUUUCUUCUAAAUUAUUCAGUAUUUAUAGAUAUUCAACGUUAUCCAAUCGUUUAUAUUUCCGUCAAAAACCCGGCAUCAUAAUGUUUAAAAAAAUUAAAAAGUUGAAUAUUACAUCCGCCAUCGGAAUGGGCAUUACUUCGUCUGCUUUGAAAGUCGAAGAGAAAACUCCGCUCUUUUACAAUGGAGCUAAAAUUUGUGAGAAAAACGAUAAGGCACAGGAGACGUUUAGGCUUUAUUACAUAUCUCAAAGCGAUGUAUAUGAGGCUGUAUUGUAUAAUCCAGACGAAAGGACAGUGUGUUUGAGUGUCUUUAGAAUUGAAGAUGAAAGAAAAGCAAAAGAUAUGUUUCGGUGAGUUCGAAAUGAUUUUAAUGCGUUAGUUAAUGAAACAGUUUGUGUUUGUGUUUGUGAAUUAUUAAAUAGAUAUACAGCUUUGUUGUGCAUACAGUGUGUAUUAAAAUUUAUAUAUACUUGAGUUACUUCGCAGGAAGGGCCAUUAUCGUCUUCGAUGAUUGUUUAAUAAAUUAAACUGUGCAGUUAAUAUAAUAAUUACUGUAAUAUGAAAUGUCCGCGAAUAAUUAGAAUUUAUUAACGAAUUAAUUUUAGAUCUGAACAUGAUUUUAUAAUAGACUCACUCUCUGGCAUUUGCUGCUGCAUUCUUGAAAUGUCAUAUAAUUUUAUAUUGUACACUGUACAGUCAGUCUCAAAUAUGGACCACUGAUUAUGGACACUGAACAGAAAAGUGUAUUAAUUUAAAUAAUAUGUGACUUCAUGCAUUUCAUUAAAAUGAAAAAAGUUUCAGGGGAAAAGCAGGGUUGACAAAUUAAAUUGACUUGGUAUUUGAGGGUUGUAUCUAGAUACAACCUUCCUAGCAGGGUUGUAUACAUGCACAUACAUAUACCUUCUAGCAGGGUUGUAUUGAGACAACGCUUUAUUGCUUACCACAAAGUUUCUUCAUUACAAUUAGUACAUUAACUACAAAACAUUGCAUUAAUAUGUUUAUCACUGUUUCAAUUUUACAGAAAAAACAUUCUUACAAAGUGUAGACCCUAAGCAACCAAAAAAUGUCAAAUUGUCACUUUCAUCCAUCAUUGAAAUUUUCAAAAAGGGGAGGUGCAAAACGAUCUCAGGGGAGGUGUAAAAAUUCUCAGGGGAGGUGUGCACCACCGGCUCCACACACUUUCCCUCAAAAUCCGGCCAUGCUUCACACUGCAGCCUUCUGCCAUCAUCUCUACCUAAACUGCCACCAACUGUUUGAAAACCUUAUGGCCUUUUAUAAUAUGUUCAGGCAACUGUGUGAGCGUCUUACACCAUUCUACCAGUCAUCAUCAAGAUGCUACAAGACACCAAUAUUACAGUCCUUGCUGAACUGUUUGGAAGAACAUCCAGACAUGGAACUGGCUGUAGUUGCUAGAACUACUGGUCUAACUGAAUGUCUAAAACACGAGAAGAUUGCGGCAAGUGCCAAAGCUGUCGACGCCACAGAUGCCGGGAAUACAGAAACCUCUCUUCUACAGGCAACAAAGGUAUAUCACCUCUAUGACCAGAUGUGGAUAAAAUUUUACAGAUUUUAGUAUUGACUGUAUUGUAUGCUUCAUCAUACAAUUUACCUUUUAGUUUGGGUUUAAAGGAAAAAUGGAGAAUUUUGUUUCGAAAGCUGGUGCAACGUCGCUUACGAAGGGUGAUGAGAAAGGCAACACUGCUGUACAUUAUGCUGUGGGACAGCCUGAAUUAUUGGACAAGAUAUUGCUUAGGGCAACUGAACUUGGUA
Paramuricea clavata is the source of this 1867-nucleotide messenger RNA. Lineage: Eukaryota; Metazoa; Cnidaria; Anthozoa; Malacalcyonacea; Plexauridae. The record is from the annotation of a GenBank genome assembly.